UUGGAGGAGGAGCCCAGCGGAGCCAGCAGGAAGAUGUCCGGGCCCCGGGCUCCCAACGAGCGGCAAUCAGGCCCUGGGGGCGUGAAGCGCGGGAGGCUGCAGCAGGAGACGGGGGCCGUGGGCUCCAGGGUGACCGUGGUGCUGGGUGCACAGUGGGGGGACGAGGGCAAAGGCAAGGUGGUGGACCUGCUGGCCACCGACGCCGACGUCAUCUGCCGCUGCCAGGGAGGAAAUAAUGCUGGCCACACUGUGGUGGUUGAUGGUAAAGAGUUUGAUUUCCACCUGCUGCCCAGCGGCAUCAUCAACACCAAGGCUGUGUCCUUCAUUGGCAAUGGUGUAGUCAUCCACUUACCUGGCCUAUUUGAAGAAGCAGAAAAAAAUGAGAAGAAAGGUCUGAAAGACUGGGAAAAAAGACUCAUCAUUUCAGACAGAGCCCACAUUGUGUUUGAUUUUCACCAAGCAGUCGACGGACUUCAGGAAAUGCAACGUCAGGCUCAAGAGGGGAAAAAUAUUGGUACCACAAAGAAAGGAAUUGGACCAACGUACUCUUCAAAAGCUGCCAGGACAGGACUUCGCAUCUGUGACCUCCUUUCAGACUUUGAUGAAUUUUCUGCAAGGUUCAAAAACCUGGCCUAUCAGUACCAGUCAAUGUUUCCUACUUUGGAAGUGGAUACAGAAGGACAGCUGAAAAAACUCAAGGUUUUUGCUGAAAGAAUCAGACCCAUGGUACGAGAUGGAGUAUAUUUUAUAUAUGAAGCUCUCCAUGGGCCCCCAAAGAAGAUUCUUGUGGAAGGUGCCAACGCAGCCCUCCUUGAUAUUGACUUUGGUACUUACCCCUUCGUGACCUCAUCUAACUGCACCGUGGGGGGAGUGUGCACAGGGUUGGGGAUCCCGCCACAGAAUGUGGGAGAGGUAUUUGGCGUGGUUAAGGCCUAUACCACCCGCGUGGGAAUUGGUGCCUUUCCAACUGAACAAAUCAAUGAAAUUGGAGACCUGUUACAGAACCGAGGCCAUGAGUGGGGAGUGACCACAGGCAGAAAGCGGCGCUGUGGCUGGUUAGACCUUAUGAUUCUGAGAUACGCACACAUGAUCAAUGGAUUUACUGCGCUGGCAUUAACCAAACUGGAUAUCCUGGAUGCCCUAGAUGAGAUUAAAGUUGGUGUUUCAUACAAACUGAAUGGAAAAAGAAUUCCGUACUUUCCAGCUAAUCAGGAAAUACUUCAGAAGGUGGAAGUGGAGUAUGAAACCAUGCCUGGAUGGAAAACAGAUACAACUGGGGCCAGAAAAUGGGAAGACCUCCCUCCCAAGGCUCAGAAUUACAUCCGGUUUGUGGAGAAUCACAUUGGCGUAGCAGUUAAGUGGGUUGGUGUUGGAAAAUCAAGAGAGUCUAUGAUUCAGCUGUUUUAAACUGAGAAAGAACUUCAGUCCUGAGAGGCACAAUUCAAUAGUCAUCUGUUCCCCAAGGCCACAGGAGCUAUUCUGUUACUGAUCAGACUAAAUUGAAAAGAUUA
Vombatus ursinus (common wombat) is the source of this 1511-nucleotide messenger RNA. It is a transcript of the gene ADSS1, whose product is annotated as adenylosuccinate synthase like 1. Gene Ontology annotation, cellular component: cytoplasm. The record is from RefSeq and is a predicted model, not a curated record. The transcript has 13 exons. Bases 34 to 1407 code for a protein of 457 amino acids. NCBI's taxonomy places the organism in Eukaryota, Metazoa, Chordata, Mammalia, Diprotodontia, Vombatidae. Gene Ontology annotation, molecular function: GTP binding; adenylosuccinate synthase activity. Gene Ontology annotation, biological process: 'de novo' AMP biosynthetic process; IMP metabolic process.